Ricinus communis (castor bean) is the source of this 1211-nucleotide messenger RNA. Its product is annotated as protein arginine N-methyltransferase 2. NCBI's taxonomy places the organism in Eukaryota, Viridiplantae, Streptophyta, Magnoliopsida, Malpighiales, Euphorbiaceae. Bases 89 to 1075 code for a protein of 328 amino acids. Gene Ontology annotation, molecular function: protein binding; protein-arginine N-methyltransferase activity. Gene Ontology annotation, cellular component: cytoplasm; nucleus. The transcript is spliced from 3 exons. The record is from RefSeq and is a predicted model, not a curated record.
GUCCAACUUCUCAAAUCGAUCUUUACACUGACGAAUAGUACAGUAGGGAGGGUUUCACCGUGCAAAUUCCAGCGGAGGAAGCGCAGUCAUGGACGACAACGACAAACUCCUCUGCGAGGCAUCAAAAAGCGGUGGGAUAGACAAAGUCAAAUCUCUCAUAAACUCAGGAGCCGAUGUUUCCUACUUUGACAGCGAUGGCUUCACUCCACUCAUGCACGCUGCCAAGCUCGGCCACUCCGCUGUUGUCAAGUCCCUUCUGGAGGCCGGUGCUCCCUGGAACGCACUUUCUCCUUCAAAUCUCUCCGCCGGCGACUUAGCGAUGGAGGAAGGUCACCAAGAAGCCUUCGAAAUCCUCCUCAGUGCCGGAAUUCAAUCUGAGUUAAUACUGGGAACAAUUGCUAGGAAAGAAAAUGAAAAUGGCGAUUCUGAUAGGGAUUAUUUGGAAGACAGGGUUAAUUUCAGCGAGGAUAAGCUGAUGGAUGCGGAUAGCAAAGCUGUUAUGAUGGCUUGGGAGAAACCACUAAUGGAGGCACAUGCUAAGGCUGUUUGCUCUGCAGGUGGUCACGUGUUAAAUAUUGGAUUUGGAAUGGGUCUAGUUGAUACUGCCAUUCAGCAGUAUAGUCCAGCUACUCACACAAUUGUUGAGGCGCAUCCAGAGGUUUAUGAACGUAUGAUCCGUGAUGGUUGGGGUGAGAAAGAUAAUGUUAAGAUCGUAUUUGGUCGGUGGCAAGAUGUUCUUUCUCAACUUGGAACUUAUGAUGGUAUUUUCUUUGACACUUAUGGAGAGUAUUACGAGGAUCUGAGAGAAUUCCAUCAACAUCUUCCUGUAUUGUUGAAACCUGGAGGAAUUUACUCAUUCUUCAAUGGACUUUGCGGAGGUAAUGCAUUCUUCCAUGUUGUUUACUGUAAUCUAGUUUCUCUAGAACUCGAGAAUUUGGGCUACUCUACCCAGUUGAUUCCCUUGCCUGUUAAGGAUUGUUUGGCAGAAGAAGUUUGGGAAGGUGUGAGACACAAGUAUUGGCAGCUUGAUACAUAUUACCUUCCUGUUUGUCAGUCUAUACAAGAUUCUGAAUGAUGUUCUAAUUCUUGCCCAUCAAUUUUCUCCUUUCUUAAACAUUAGUGAUGCUAUUGAUAAUAUUGGGCUGUUGAAUUACUGAAACUUGUGUUGAACACCAUCCAAUGAAUUUGGAUAGGUAGUUUGCUUAUUGCUA